Messenger RNA from Naegleria gruberi, 438 nucleotides. RefSeq lists its product as uncharacterized. The coding region runs from base 1 to 438 and encodes 145 amino acids. The record is from RefSeq and is a predicted model, not a curated record. Lineage: Eukaryota; Heterolobosea; Eutetramitea; Acrasida; Naegleriidae. The transcript has a single exon.
AUGCCGGAUUAUGGAGAACAUAUAUACUUGAUGGAUACCAAGACAGGUCAAGUAUUGGAUAAAAUUAAGGCAAAAGGGGUCGAUAAGUCAAAUGGUGGAUUAUAUGGAUUUGGAUAUGAUGAAUUGAAUCAUAAUUUGAUUCUGAGUACUUGUACAUUUGGACCACAUUAUUAUUAUACAAUAUAUCAUUUGUCAAAGCAAAUGAAAGUGGUGAACAAAACUUAUUGCAGUAAUCCACCAACCCAAUUUGCUUUGGAUCUCUAUAAGAAGAAAAUCUAUUUUGCAACUGCAUCCAAACCCAUUAUUGAUUGUUAUGAUAGUGAUUACAAAAAGAAAGUACCAGUGAACGUCCAAAAUAGUCCAUUGGCUUUUUUCUUUUUAAAGAAAUGCAAAUAUCUUGCAAUUGUCACUGAUAAGAAAUUUGUAGUGCAUGAUUGA